Messenger RNA from Sorghum bicolor (sorghum), 1442 nucleotides. RefSeq lists its product as uncharacterized. NCBI's taxonomy places the organism in Eukaryota, Viridiplantae, Streptophyta, Magnoliopsida, Poales, Poaceae. The record is from RefSeq and is a predicted model, not a curated record. The coding region runs from base 1 to 1068 and encodes 355 amino acids. The transcript is spliced from 2 exons.
AUGGCGUCGUCCUCCUCGCAUCACGACGCAAGAUCAGCCUUCAGACACCCGGUGUCGGACAAACUGACCCGGAACAACUUCGUUCUAUGGAAGACCCAGUUCCUCCCGGCUGUUCGUGGUGCCAAGGCGCUAGGCAUCUUGGAAGGUACCACACCUGAACCGCCGCAGGAACUGGAAGCUGACGUCGACGGCAAGAAAAAGAAGAUUCCCAAUCCGGAGCAUGACUCAUGGGUUGAAAAAGAUCAGCAGCUACUUGGCUAUCUGGUUAACUCGGUCUCCAAGGAGGUCCUAGCCGGAAUUACGACUGCAACGACCUCUGCCCAAGCAUGGAAGGCACUAGGGGUUAUGUUUGCAGCACAAUCACGAGCGCGAGUUACUAAUCUGCGCAUGCAAUUGGCCACCGUCAAGAAGGGAGACCUCACAACGGUGGAAUACUUCAACAAAAUUCAGAACAUCAAAGACGAACUUGCUUCAGCCGGCGUCACCAUUAAUGAUGAUGAGGUUGUUGCUCAUAUGCUUAAUGGAUUAGAUUUUGAUUAUCAUCCGUUUGUGUCCUCUAUGAUGGGUCGUUCAGGAGAUCUCUCGCUCUCUGAACUUUAUUCCCUUUUGAUGGAAUAUGACCUUCGGCUGGAGAUGUAUCAAGGAGCAGAACAACACCAGUCCUCGGCCAAUGUGGCAUCCCGAGGACGUGGGAACCGUGGGCGCUCUGGAGGUCGUCGUGGUGGCGGCAGAUCCAAUCUAGGGCGUCCAGGACAGAGCAAUCAGAACUUCAGCAAACAAGGCAAAAAUCAGCAAAGCAACCAGAAACAGCCGUGUCAAAUUUGUAGGAAGGAUAAUCAUGAAGCCAAGCAGUGCUACUUCCGCUACGAAGAAGAUGAUCAAUACCGUGGCAGGCCUUCUGCAGCUUAUGGUAUUGACACAAAUUGGUAUGCUGAUAGUGGGGCUACAAAUCAUGUGACUGGCGAAUUGGAAAAACUCUCAGUCCGAGAUCGGUAUAAUGGGAGUGAUCAAGUCCAUACUGCUAACGGUACAGGACAAGGACACGAAGAAGAUUCUGUACCGCGGUAGAUGUCAAGGUGGCCUCUAUCCUCUUUCAUCUGGCACGUCUUCCCAAGGACAGAGGCCGAAUCCAGAAGCUCUUGCUGCCCAUAUGCCAUCUACAUCUCUUUGGCAUAGUCGUCUUGGUCAUCCUGCUAUCCCCAUAGUUCAGAAGAUUAUCAGUUCAAAUAGUUUGCCGUGUGCUAGUGAUAAAAGUGUGGAGUCAGUUUGUGAUUCGUGUCAGCGGGCCAAGAGCCGUCAGCUUCCCUAUCCAGUGUCUAAUAAAAUUUCUAGUUCUCCUCUUGAGUUAAUUUACUCUGAUGUGUGGGGACCUGCUCCUACCUCUGUUGGACGUCAUAACUACUAUGUUAGCUUCAUCGAUGACUACUCCAAAUUUACCUGGA